UCAUUGCCCAGCGGGCGGCCGCGGGGGCGCGCCGCCGUUCAUUGUGCUCAGCCGGGGCCGCCUCCCGCUGCCGCUGCCGGCCACGGCGGGGGGGGCGCUGCUUUUGCUGCCGCUCCGCUCUAGCCCCCUCGCACCGGCCUGGGGCGGCCUUAAUCCUGAGCCAGCCUGCGCGGGCUGUCCUGCACCAAGGGUGGCCCUGUACUCAUCUCCGAAGAGGGUUGCCUUGCACCAAACUCCGCUGUACCCAUACCGGGGUGGGGGCCUGUCCUGGCCCAAGAGUGCCUCAGGACCUGUCCCGAGAGGCUGCGCUGCACAGGGACGGGAGCUCAGCCCCCAUCCCGAGCGGGACUGCCUUGCGCCUAGCCCCGCUGCACCCAUCUCGAGGAGCUGCCCUGCGUCGGGAAGGCGGCCAGCGCUCAUCCCCGAGGGAGCGGGCUCACUUGCACCCACCCGCGAGGGCCUGCGUCGCGCCGGGGACAGCCCAGCACCUCUCCCUGGGUGGGUGGGGGACUACAUCGCACCCAGCCCCACUGCCCCUGUAGUGGGGCGGCCCGGGGUUGCCAGCCUUCUCCCAUCGCCGGUGACCGGCUCCUGGCUCCCGCCUCGUUUCAUGGUCGUGGAGAGGGAGGAAAAAUCCCAAACCAGCUGUGUAAAUGAGUAUGGAAGAUUAUGAUUUCCUCUUCAAAAUUGUUUUAAUUGGCAACGCGGGCGUGGGGAAGACCUGCUUAGUCCGGCGCUUCACUCAGGGACUUUUCCCACCAGGUCAAGGAGCCACGAUUGGGGUUGACUUUAUGAUUAAAACUGUGGAGAUCAAUGGUGAAAAAGUAAAGCUGCAGAUCUGGGACACGGCGGGGCAGGAGCGGUUCCGCUCCAUCACGCAGAGUUACUACCGCAGCGCUAACGCCUUAAUCCUGACCUACGACAUCACCUGCGAGGAGUCCUUCCGCUGCCUCCCCGAGUGGCUGCGGGAGAUCGAGCAGUACGCCAGCAACAAGGUCAUCACCGUGCUAGUGGGUAAUAAAAUUGAUUUGGCUGAUAAGAGGGAAGUCUCCCAGCAGAGAGCUGCAGAGUUUUCUGAAGCACAGGACAUGUACUACCUGGAAACCUCAGCAAAGGAGUCGGACAACGUGGAAAAACUCUUCCUGGACUUGGCUUGCCGGUUGAUCAGUGAGGCACGACAGAACACCCUGGUGAACAAUGUCUCAUCCCCCUUACCAGGAGAGGGGAAAAGUAUUAGCUAUUUGACUUGCUGUAACUUUAAUUAAAGAGCUGGCAUGUGACUUCCCCUUCUGCCAUGGGCCAAGAGGAAUUGGUUUUUCCCCUGGGAUUUAUCUACUUGAAGGCAGUACCUGCCACUUUGACCCAUCUGACUUACCCUGAGUCACGCUGCAGACCUGGACCCAUGGCCAGCUGAUAGCUCCAGCUGCAUAGCAACACAGCAGAACAUAACAUGGCUUAAAUUUCCAUCUCUUUGUCUUGCAGUCUGUGGGAGUGGGUUAGGAAGAGAAGAGUUGCACAAGUGUUUCAUCUGAUGCAGAACAUGAGCUGCUGCGUUGCCUGCUAUGGGAGAACAGAGCAGCCCUUUUUGAAGUUAUUGAAGGGAUGAAAAUCUCUCUUACAGAACAAUGUAUUUGGUUCUCUUUAAUAUAAAACAAGAAAAAAGGACCACCAAACCAACAGUGAACACUGACACUACGCUGGCAAUCUUCUGGGCUGCCAGUGAGUGAGCUCUUAGGACAUGUACAUAGCGCCUGCAAACAUGUCUUCAUGGAGGACUCUGGUGUUUGAAAUACUGUUAUGUCUCUCAUCUAAAGACACUUUCUUCAACAUGGAAUUCAAAAGCUACAUCUAUCAACAUCUUCAAGAUUUAAGAAGACGUGGGUACAGCUCCCUUGCUCCCUUUGGUGCUAGCAGUUCAGCAAAUAUUAUUCCACAAACCAAACGUAGUCUUAAGUCCUCUGAAUGUGUACCUUAGACUGAUUAGGUAAAACAAAACACUAAUAAGCACUGUUCAGAACAAUAAAUCUGGUUACCUCUUUUUCUAGGCCUCAGCAUAGUGGGAAAGGACUCUGCUUCUUUGAUAUCCAACACAGGAUGAAAAGACUUUCCAGAAAUAAAUUAACUCUUCCUCCUCUCAUUGGUAAUGUCCUGAUGUUAAAAAUGAGCCUUGCGAGAGGUCAGUGGUGGAGUUGGAAGAAGCGCACCAGACGUGACCAAAACCUUGCCUGUGUGUGGAUGAUGUACAAGGGUUCAAAGAGAGCACAGUUUGAGGUGGGGGUCUGCAAUGUGUCUGGCUUAACAAAUGAAGCUUGUAGGUCAAGUUCUUGUUGCAAGGCAGGUGUACAACUGUGUAGAGGGUGCUUUUUAUGCUAAGUGGAAAUAGCAACAGGUCGCAAGUGUUGUUCUGUCUCAUCUCACCCAUCCAGCGCUCACCUUGUUGAACUGCUCUCCAAGAUGCUCUUGAAGGUAUCUUUUUGGCCUCCAGUCUCUCUGCUAGAGUGGGUUCAGGGCUGUAGAAUCACUUAAUUUACUUGAUACUUUGUAGUCUUGAUGCCAGGCUCCAGUGCAUGUGUAAGAGGUAGGCGCUUCAUUUAUUUCACUACAGUAACCCCCGAGGUGGAAGCACUGAGGAGUUUGUGAUGUUCCUACACCUCUAGUGCCACAUGCCAACGAUGCAUUGCAAAUUUAACCCUUCAUGUCAAAGUGCAAUUGGAACCUUAUGAAAAUGAGGCUGUUUAGAAAAUGAGGAUGUUUAGAAGUGACUGAAAAGACUAAAAGAGCUGGGGCUGUUCAGUCUGGACAAGAGGAGGCUCCCAGGUGACCUACUUGUGGCCUUCCAGGAUCUGAAGGGGGCCUACAAAAAAGCUGGGGAGGGACUUUUUAGGCUAUCAGGUAGUGACAGGACUAGGGGGAACAGAGCAAAGCUGGAGGUGUUGAGGUACAGGCUGGCCGUGAGGAGGAAGUUGUUGAGCAUGAGAGUGGUGAGAGCCUGGAAUGGGUUGCCCAGGGAGGUGGUUGAGGCCCCAUGGCUGGAGGUGUUUUAAGGCCAGGCUGGAUGAGGCUGUGUGCAGCCUGCUCUAGGGUAGGGUGUCCCUGCCUGUGGCAGGGGGGUUUUAACUGGACGAUCUUUGUGGUCCCUUCCAACCCUGAAUUAUUCCACGAUUCUAAGUCUUGAGUUCUGUUUGGCUAAUCCAGCUAAAUCUCUCCUGGCAAUGACAUGGCUGUAACUUAGUGCUAAUCAAUUUAGUUCUGUUUGGCUUUCACUGAAGAUUAUAACAGAGCUUUUGUAUUGACAUAAAAAGCUGCCAGGAAGUAUGUCUUGAAAAGAAUAAUAGAGGGGGAAAAAAAGAAACAAAAAGAAAGAAAGAAAGAAAAGGGGGGAGAAAAGGAAGAUGAAAAGGGAGGGAGAAAAGGAAGAUAAAAAGGUCAUUCUAAAGUACUUCCCUGUGUUCUCCUGGAAAGGCUUCUGUAGGCUGCAUCAUGUUGUGCCUUGGGUCUGUGAUGGAGAGCAGACUUUGUGUCAAAGAGAGGGAGGGUCAGUGUGUCAUAUGACCAUUUUUAAUGUUUUCUUGCUGUUUUUUAGGUCACUUUCUUCUCUGGCUCAUGAUAAAAAGGGAAUUGUGGAAGCUGUGGCACAAAGCUUGUUUGCUGUUUAGGUAACACUUAACAGAGAGCUUUUUUAAGUGUGAGAUAUUGAAGAAUGUGUCAGCUGCUGUUGUCCUGGUCAUUUUCAGUCCUUGCUCAUGGAGUAAUCCAGGGGAUUUAAACUGGAAGAGGGGAGAUUCAAACUAGAUGUUAGGAAAGGGUUCUUUACAGUGAGGGUGGUGAGACACUGGCACAGGUUGCCCAGGGAGGGUGUGGAUGCUCCCUCUCUGGAGGUGUCCAAGGGCAGGUUGGAUGGGGCCUUCAGUAACCUGUUCUAGUGGGAGGUGUCCCUGCAGGGGGAUGGAACUGGAUGAUCUUUGAGGUCCCUUCCAACCUAAACCAUUCUAUGAUUUGGAAAUGUGUAGGAUCUGCUGUGCUGGCCUAUAUGGUACAGCCUGUGCUGAAGAGCAAUGUCUUUCUUCAGCAUUCCCUAAAUUGUCAAGUUCAGCCUCACUUGAGCUUGUGAUGGCCACUCAACUCUGAGACAGCUGCUUCUGCACAGCUUUUGGGUGUUCAGGGCAAGGAUUGGGGGUUACAUGUAAGGUAAUACUCAAAAAUCAGUGCUAUGUGUAUUUAAUCUGUACAGGCUCUUACUUGUCACACAUAAUUGGUAACAAAUAGAGCAGGUUUGUUUGGUCAGGUUACUGAAGGAGGAAGGAGACUUUCUGCUAAAAUACUGGUGGGUUCCUCAGCUUGAUUUCCAAAAGCAUUGAAGCUGGGCAGGUACUUUUCAUUCCUGCUGACUCUGUUAUAAAUUCGUUUUAGAGUGCUCCUUGCAGCACUUGUGGAAGUUUAGCUCAUGCACAUUGUGACUGAACAAGCAGAAAUGGUUAACUUUUAUUUUCUUGGAUGUUCACUUGGAGAUUUCUAGAAGGGAAAGUGUCUUUCCCUCCCCUCCCCACCACUACUUUCCUAACCUCUGGGUGACUGUUCUGGAGACAGGCUGCCUGCUAGCAACCUCAAAGCAGUAGUCCUUUUUGUUGCUAGCAAACGUCUGUGCAAGGACUCAAUCCGCAGGCAGUGAUGUGCACUUGUGGUGGGUUGGAGUGCUGUAGUUGGGCUGAUGGUACAGUGAAGCCCUGACUUCUCCAGAGACCUACCUAACUGAUUCUUUCCAAGGUUUGUUCUGUGUAGACUUCAGUUGAAAGUAAACAGUGAUGGCAUGUGCAGCAUUUUAUAAGGUCAUAAGCCAAAGCUGUAGUCUGGAACUUGCCUCUUUUUCUCCAGUGAACAAAUGCACUACCUGUUGAAGAAGAUGUUUUACACCUUUGGGGAUCUCUCUAGUACAUACAACCCACUUACUUCUUUGUAGCACUGAGGGGUUAUUUUCUGUUCUGCAGUUUAGUCCACUGCUGAAGGCUUCCCACCCAGAAGAGGAGCUUUGCCAACUUCUAAUGGAAACCUGUAGUGGUGUGGCAGUCAUCCCAGUCUUGGAAAACAGAAGGAGCUGUUUACAAAAGAAGAACCCCACCCAUACCCUGAGAUUGGAGCAGCUGCAGUCACUCAGCUGUCAAUAUGGGACAAGGCUCUUUUUGCUCCUCUUUUAUUUCCACUUCACUCUGUUCUCUUGCACGUAUUUGGCUCUUCUGUGAAUUUGCAGAUCAUGAGAUUUGUGGUUUGGUUUUUUUUUUUUUUCCCAACUGGCUUUGAUCUAUACAGAAAGACUCACCCAGCUCUCAUUUGAAUUCAUUAAUACUUUGAGUGGGCCUUUUAAUUUAAUGUUUACUGGCUUGUUUCCCUUUGUAAUGCUCUCUAACUGACAACUUUGCCGUGCUCUGCAUCGCCUUUGAGGGUUUGGGGGUUUUUGAGUCAAAAAUGCUUCCUCUUCCCUGAAAGGUCUGAUCAUUUGUGGAGAUGUUAUAAAGGCAUUUUCAUUUCCUCAGGGGAAAAACCUGAAUUGCUCUCAGCUUUGACUAUUAGCAAAUCCAUAUUGGAGCACGUAGUGUUGGUGUUUGGUUUUUUACAGCACGAACAAAGUAUGUUUCAUACCAUCAACUGCAGUCUGAAUCACAGUAUUAAGAGCCUGCUUAAAUGCUAAGGAGCAGCAGCAUUUUGUUUGCAGCUUCCACCCCAGGGAAGUCACAGCAUUAAUUUCCUGAGCUGGAGUUUCUCCCACAAAGGUCUGCUGUCCUUUCCCCAGCAAUUGUGAUUUUAGCACAACUUACUAAGCAAGAACCCCAAUUCCUACACAGGUGGCCAGAAGGGUGAGGAGAGGAUGAGUUUCUUGUUGAUCAAGCACAACCAUUUCAGUGGAGAAAAUGCACUACAGCUGGUCAGACCAUUGAUCUUGAGUUGCAGGGGCAGUGUUGCCCUUGGGAAAGGGUAUAGGUGUUAGCAAAUCACCAAACUGUGAAUCAUUGACUGUCAAAUGCAUUUGGCUUUGUCUGGGUUUCGUUGGGUUUGGUUUUGGUUUUAAGUUCUUGUGGUCAAGUGUGGUCCAGUGGGAUUGAGAAAGGAAUGUAUUUUGGAUGACCAGGAUGAUGAAUGUAUGAUGCUUCAUGUUUAUUUGUAAUGUCCUUUUUUAUACUUAGAAAUUGCUUACAUAUGUAUCUGUAUGUAAAUAAAUGUUUAAUCCUUUCCA
Pogoniulus pusillus (Red-fronted tinkerbird) is the source of this 6226-nucleotide messenger RNA. It is a transcript of the gene RAB30, whose product is annotated as RAB30, member RAS oncogene family. The transcript has 6 exons. The record is from RefSeq and is a predicted model, not a curated record. Gene Ontology annotation, biological process: Rab protein signal transduction; vesicle-mediated transport. Lineage: Eukaryota; Metazoa; Chordata; Aves; Piciformes; Lybiidae. Bases 654 to 1265 code for a protein of 203 amino acids. Gene Ontology annotation, molecular function: GTP binding; GTPase activity. Gene Ontology annotation, cellular component: Golgi cisterna; trans-Golgi network.